UGCCUGCCCCAGAAAGCCUUCCCCUGCCUGGAGGACAGGGACAUCCGGGACAGAUUCCUCAAAUGGUCCAUGCAAGGCAGGAUCACAGCACAAGCGUUCGGUUUUGACCAGCAGUUUAAGCCCUAUCAAAAGGAUGAAUUUGUUAUGGCAUUUUUUAAUGACCAAAAUGUGAACUCCAGUUUGAAAUUGCUCUCAGCUUCAGGACAAUGGACAACAUUGGAUUCCAAAGUGACAAAAAUUGAAGCUAUGGUGGUACCCUGUACACAGAUUUCCAUGUCAUUUUUUGAUCGGCUAUACUCUGAAGGAAUUGUUAGAGAAACUGGAGAUAUUGUGAAAUGUUAUGAUGACUAUUACGAUGAUAUUCUCAUCUCUGAUGAAUUAAGGAAGGUCUUGCUUCUGGAAGAUUCAGACCAUUACGACUUAUUUAGUCAAUUGGAUCGCAAGGAAUUUCUGUUCUGUCUUUUUAAGCAUCUUUGCAUUGGAGGAGCUCUUUGCCAGUUUGAAGAUGUAGUUGGCCCAUACUUAGAAACUACAAAAGCUUUAUAUAAAGACUUGGUGAG
Phaethon lepturus (White-tailed tropicbird) is the source of this 560-nucleotide messenger RNA. RefSeq names its product chromosome unknown open reading frame, human C11orf70 (gene CFAP300). The annotation marks the transcript as partial. The transcript is spliced from 5 exons. NCBI's taxonomy places the organism in Eukaryota, Metazoa, Chordata, Aves, Phaethontiformes, Phaethontidae. The record is from RefSeq and is a predicted model, not a curated record.